Molecule: messenger RNA, 7582 nt
Organism: Rhinolophus ferrumequinum (greater horseshoe bat)
Lineage: Eukaryota; Metazoa; Chordata; Mammalia; Chiroptera; Rhinolophidae
Gene: C2H3orf38
Product: chromosome 2 C3orf38 homolog
Exons: 3
Coding region: 381-1319 (312 amino acids)
Source: RefSeq, a predicted model, not a curated record
UGACGCCCGCUUUCCACGCACCUGCGCAGCUCUUGCAUUUCGCACUUCGCAGGAACUCCUGAGGAGUUCGGGGGUUCGCUUUCCGCCACCAGCUUCCUAGUGGAAGGUCGAUGGUCCUGGUGUAAACGCGGUGCUUCCCUAAAGUGAGAUCGGGGGGACGCCACUCCGACCCGGCCAGCCCGGAACCACAAGUUGGAGCACCGCGUUUCCUGAUUGCCUCAUUGGCUACCACUUCCGCCCAGGGGUCUGGAAUACCGAGACCCUUCAGUGGCGAAGAACAGGAAAGGCACUUCCGGUGCCUGUUGCCAAGGCGCCGGCCCCGUGGGCCUAAAGGAGCGACAUUAUUGGCGUCGUCCUCUCCCCCCUUCUUAGGGGUCGAGAUGUCGGGGCUUAGCCAGCCAGAGAGAGAGGGCUGUCGUAACCUGCUUGGCCUACUGGACAACGACGAGAUCAUGGCCCUAUGCGACACCAUCACCAACCGCCUGGUGCAGCCUGACAACCGCCAAGAUGCCAUUCAUGCAAUAUUAGCAUACAGUCAAAGUGUAGAAGAACUUCUGAGGCGUAAAAAAGUCCAUCGUGAUACCAUAUUUAAAUACUUGGCAUCACAGGGGGUUAUUAUACCUCCAGCUACUGAAAAACACAGUCUUAUUCAGCAUGCAAAGGAUUACUGGAAAAGGCAAUUACAGCUGAAAUUGAAGGAAACACCAGAGCCAGUUAAGACCUCUCGGGACAUUAGGCUCUUUCAACAGCAGGAGAAAGAAGAUAAAAAAGCUGAGAAAGUUGAUUUUCGUCAGUUAGGAGAAGAAUUCUGUCACUGGUUCUUUGAACUUCUUAAUUCUCAGAAUCCUUUUCUGGGACCACCUCAAGAUGAAUGGGGGCCACAGCACUUCUGGCAUGAUGUCAAGCUUAGGUUUUAUUACAACACGUCUGAACAAAAGGUGAUAGACUACCAUGGAGCAGAAAUUGUGAGCCUUCGUCUGCUGUCACUAGUGAAAGAAGAAUAUCUUUUUCUCAGUCCCAACCUAGAUUCCCGUGGACUGAAAUGUGCAUCUUCUCCCCAUGGUCUGGUUAUGGUUGGAGUUGCUGGAACCGUCCACCGAGGGGACACUUGUUUGGGCAUUUUUGAACAAAUUUUUGGACUCAUCCGCUGCCCUUUUGUGGAAAAUACUUGGAAAAUCAAAUUUAUCAACUUGAGAAUUAUUGGAGAGGCUUCCCUUGCUCCUGGAACAUUAAUGAAACCAGCUAUUACAUUUGAACAAAGUGAUCUGGAGGCCUUUUAUGGUAUAAUCGCUUUAUGUGAUACUAAAAGUAUUACGUAAUGUAAGGCAGGCAUUGGAUAAUAGAUCUGGGACCAAGCUUUCUGUAAUGGAAAGGAGGCAUUGUUGAACAAGAGAACUGAGUUUAAGUAACCCUCUGAAGCGUUGAGCACUGUAUGUGAGUCUAUACAAAAACUUUCCCAAAUACUACAUCAGUAAUGUCUAAGUGAUUUCAGAUGCGAGGAUUGAUAUAUUUUAGUUGAAAUAUCCUUUUUGACUACAGACCAACAUAUUACAUGAAUAUUUGCCUCUUUCUACUUGAGUUGUAGCAAAUGUUCUGAAGGCUUAAUGCAGUUCAUCAAAUAAAUCUCACUUUAGAUGUUAUAAACAGUGUGCCUUAGAAACCAGGUAAUAUGUUCAUUUUACUCUAAAUGUUCUGCUCAUGUGUGUACUUUUCAUAUGGGGAAGGAGAAAUAGUGUUCAAGGUUUCCCCUUAUCAAGGUUCUCAUUUACUUUCAUCUAAAUCUGGAUAAUUUUGCAAACGUAUCUCAUGACAGUAUUGUUUUCAAAAUGCAUAUUUUAGAGAUAUUUAAACUCAAAAUUCUUAUUUUAGAAAACUUGGAUGACAUUCUUAAUGCAAAAAGUGCAAUAAUUUAGCAGGUGGAGAAAAAAUUACUUUGCCUUUGUAAAAUUUGAGGAACAGUUUUCAAAGUUAUCUGUUGUAGUCCAAGCUAAAUAUCGUAGAAUCUGCAAUAUUUUCUGAACUAUUUUGGGCAAUGAUAAGUGCUAUUCUCAAAACAGACCUUAUUCUUAUCUAAGGCUUCAGCUAACAGUUUUAUAGAGCAUUUAUUGUAAAAUAUAAUGAAGCAUACUGUUGAAAUUUUUUAAAAAGUUGUGCCCAGUUCCUAACUUUUUAUUGAAUUACUGUUUUCCUUCUUGCUUUAUCUUGGAGUAGGUGACCAAAAAGGAAAAAGUAACAACACAAAUGUAUAAUGUGAGCAUACAUAUGUACAUACAUAUGCAUGUACUCCCACAUCAUAAAUUAAAAUUAUUAAGAUUCUUUUCACCUCUAAUUUGUUUUACUAGAUUUGAGUUACAAAGUUAAGUUACCAGCUUAAUUACACAGUUGCUUUAGAGUUUAAAUUCCUUAUCACCCAGCAGCUACUUGCUGAUCCUGGAUUUAGUUUGUAAUUUUAAUUUCCAAAAAUGCCAUUUGGAAGAAAAUUCAGCUGGGAAAUGUGAUGAUGUAUUGUACACGUUAACUGUUUGCCUUUAACACUGCUUGUGAUCGAUCAUCUAGGGUGACUGAAAAUUUUGAAAAUAGGAAAAAGCUCUUCUUUUUUGUUUAAUGCCAUGCAUCUUAUGAGGAGUACAAAUUAAUAUAUCCAAAAAUAAAAACUUAAUAAAGGAGGGAAAUCCCUUUUGUCUGCUAUAAGAAUAGUGUAUUGUUUAGAUUUAAAGUCACAUUUUCUUGAUUUGGAAGUAUUAUAACAUGUAACCAAUAAAUAUCCCGAGUAAAGGAUAAAUGAAAAACUUUCCAGUUUUCUUUGUGCUGUUAAUGUCAAGUACUGCAGAAAUACUACUACAGAUACUCAGGAUGGGCAGAAAUUGCCUUUAGUUUUUUUCAAUAUUGAAUUUUGAAUUCAUGUAAUGUUCAAGUAAAACUGAAAUCCAUGCAUGUUCUUUUUCUUUUAAUCACCCUUAACAACUUGAAAUCUUACAGACUGUAUAUUGGAGCUAUGUUUUAUUUCCUGUGAGUCUCCGCAGUUGGGCACACCAUAAGUCCUGGUGUUUUAACAAAUGGGUGAAAGAAUGAGCAAAAGAAGCUUACAUUUUUAUAAAAGACUCUGUGUCUAGAUUUUUGUCUUUGGUGCUUCUCAUCAGUGGUGGUUUUUUUUUUUUUUUUUUUAUCAUAUCGUCUGUUUUGAGUUUUAUAUGUGGAUACAUGGAAACUUUUAGGCCCCAUACUAACUCAGAUUUGGGGAAAUUUUUAACUUUUCCUUUAAAAUUUACUGAAUUUCAGAAGCCCGAGGACAGAGUGGCAUAUACUAGGAGGGCCAUAGGACUACCUAGAAACUAUUAUAGGGGAAGUGUAGAUUUCCCUGUUUGGAGAAAGAAGACCUGGAGGAAUUGAAAUUUGUUCACAAAGCUUAAAGGUUGGUCAGGCCUCUGAGAAGGUCCAGAAGUAUGGUGCAGAUUGAAUUCUGAUUUCACUACUACCCACUGCUCUGUUUAUAUUAGCGAGAGGCAGAGACCCCACCCCAGCCUUGAGUCUCUUGCUUCAUUACAUUCAGGAGGUAUUUGGAAAUUCUAUGGAAGCAAAUGGUAAAGAAUACAACAUUCUACACACAUAAUUCAUAAUAAUUGGGUGGUCAGACCACGGGGGCACCUUGGUUUUAUUUACUGUAGGUUGAUUUGCUGUAGCUUAAUAACGGUAUACAUAAAUAUUGAUAGUUAUAUCAGGAUGUUUUAUUAGUAUCUAGAAUGCCUAGAAACAUUUUAUGUCUUACUAACUAACAAUACCAAAUAGAAAAAAGCCAUCUCUUUUAUAUCAACUUGCAAAUGGCAAGUACAAGUCAGGAAAAUGUUCCUCGGUUUUCAGAAUGGUAUCAAUUUUAUGCUGGUUACCUAGUCCUGGUAAAUUGUGAUAGCACCAGAAAAGGAUUUAAAGAAUAGUGGUUUAAUUUUUUUAAAAGCUAAUUAGAAACAUGGUGUUUUAACAAAUGGCUUAUGGCUAAGUAGAUCAUAAAAAUGAAUGAAAAUCAUACCUUAACGUUUUUCUUAGUGUCUGUUUGCUCAAAUUUAGAUGCCCUUUUAUUCACUGGUUCUUAAUUUGAAUUGUGUAUGUGUGUGGUGGCGAGGUGGGGAGAGAAGUCAUCGACCUUUUGAAAAAUGAGAGUAUGCCUGUGUCUUUUUCAGAGUCUCUAAGCUAGAGUGAUAAACCUUAUGAAUGAAUGAUCGCUAGAAAAAUCUGUUUAUGAUAGUUGUUGACUUGUGAAUUUUGUUUUUCCAAAAGAUGUCAGAUGUUAAGACAACCUACUGAAAUACUGUCAAGUGAAACAAAAAUUGAUUUUAUUUUGACAAGAUAAAUUUAAUGAAUAAUGAACAUGCUUGGGAGAAAGUGAUAAAAAUGUGAAAAGCAAUCUUUUCAAAAUUACAUUCUCAAGACCUUUACAAAAACUAUCCUAAGAAGAUGUUUAUUUAAAAUGAUUGGAUAUUGCUAAUUCUGUGAAGAAUUUUAAAAAUAUGAAUAUUUCCUCUGAAGGGAAUGUGAUCUGCUUGUACACCACUUCUCUCUCGUCUCCCCACUCCAACAUUAUUCAUAACCUGUUUUAUAUAGCCAGUUGGAAAGCCGCACAGUGGCAGUGCUGGGAAAUAAGACUUUCUAGAUCUUUGUUCUCUUUUGGCAUAUAUUUAUAGAGCAUCUACAAUUUGUAAGUCACUGAAUCAAGUGCAAGAUAAAAAAAUCCAUUAAAAGGUGAUUGACCUAAAUUGAUGUUGAAUUCAAAUCUCGAAGUCUGGAUUUAGAUAGUUUACGGUGAUAAGUACUUUAGGCCCUUGGUAGACGGAUUCAGUAAUAUUUUCUUAUGUGGUUAGAGCAAUAAAAAACAUUUUAUUAUAAUUUUAAAUAGUUACAUGGUUCUAGCUAAGUCAGAUUUUAUCAGUGCAGAUACAGUAUUUUGAUAGACCACUUUAUUUAGAGUUGGAAGGAAAAUAUUUCAGAACUGUAGCAGAGCGCACUAAAUUUUUAGCUUCAUUUAUUCUAGUUUGAACCUUUCCAAGUCUUUUAGUAAAACAAUAUUAAAAUUGAAUGUAAUGUUUACUAUGAGUCAUAAUAUACCUCAAAAUAUUAAACCAGAAACUCCAGAAUUACUUGUUAGAAUCAUUGGCCUAGAAUUUUGUACCACGUAAUUUCUGUUCUCAGUACUGCCAAAUUUAAUUUCCCUUUUUAGUGAGUCGCUUAGUGUGAGGGUUCUUUGGUUAGCAGUUUUCAUCUUCAGUUUUUAGACACCCUUAAUCUCAAGUAUGAAAUUAGUCACAUUUGAAUUAGUGAACUUAAAGAUUGAAGGAAUCCCUUGCUGCCCGCUACCAAAUUGUGUUGACUUGUCCGAUCUGAUGUUUUCUGAACAAAAAAUUAAUAACUACUUAGAAAACCUUUUUUUUGAAACACUUAGUUGCUAAGUUUGUGUUAUAUAAUCUUUUUCCUCUCUCAUCUUUUACUAUAAUAAUGGUUAGUAUGAACACUUAAUUGUUCUCAAAUUGUUACAUGUAAGUUACUUUUGCCUGCCUACAUAGAUGGUAAAUCCCUAGAACUGGUGAUUCUUACUUAUUUCACAGUCUUUUCCCCUGUGCCUUGCACAGGAUAUAUAAUGGCUAAAAUUUGGGUGCUUUUAUAUACCAAUUACUUUGAUGUGCAUGUCGUGUUCACAAAGUACUGUGGGCAGCUGAGUGAGGUCGAUAUCAUUAUCCUUCUUUUACCAGAAAACAGGAUUGAGUAACUUCCCAGUUUUCAGAGCUAAUGGUAGAACCUGGAUUUAAACCCAGGUAUGAGAGCCUGAGAGCUCUGACGACUAUACUAUAUUGCCUCUUACAUGUAGUAGGUUUUUGAUGAAUCCUUUUUGACUAAUUGUCUUCAAUAUGAAAGUCAUCAUUUGCUGGCACUUAUUUCCAAAGCAAAGAUGCCUUUCCUCUGUAUUUAUGUAAAUAUAGAGGGAGUGUUAAUGCAUACUGUAUCCUCUUGUAAUUAUACCUCUUAAGUUGCUCCUUUAGUGAUUUAAAACCGCUUGGAAAAAAGAUAAAGAAUGUUCAUGUAUGGCAAUAUUACUUAGGAAAAAUAAAAAUGGUAAUUGGGUAAUAUAAAAAUAUAAAUAAUAAUUUAUGUUAAAUUUCUUGAACUCACUGUCACAGCACAAUCUCUAGUCCCCUUCCUGUUAAUGGCACCGUUGUGCUUUCAGCCUCAGAAUGUCUGUUUCACACAUUCAAUUUCUUGCCACAUCUGGAUGUAGCAUAUCUAUAGAGUAUUGUUUUCUAUUUCAGCUGCUGCUGUAAUUAGACUCUCUUUACAGAAACCUACAUUGUUAAUAUCAUUAAGGGGCUUUUCCUUGAUUUUAGGUGCCUUGCUCAAGUGGCAUAUCUACCACUCUCUCCAGUGUCUUGAAGAGACAUCCCUCCAGGUCCAUAAUAUGAAUUGUAAUGUCAAGGAAAUAGAUUAUUUUAAGACUACAUGACUCCUGUGCAAAUGGCUCAGUUCUGCAGAGCUUCAUUCCCCUGCCCCUUUUCCAAUCUUAUUUUCUUGGCUUACUGAAGAAACCUGAAAUGUUUGGGGACUUACUUAAAAUCACGUCCAAAACUUAAUAUGAAAGAAUACUUUCCUGAGCUAAAUGCAAGACAGGUUGGGAAUCCAUUUAACAUCAUCUGCAGGUAGAUUUUUCUUUUAAUGAUUCUAGAUAAGGUUAUUGUGAGAGAAAGUAUAUGACUAAAGAAUAUAUGUGGAUCGAUAAGAAAAAUGAGUUCUGUAAAUCACAUGCCUAUUCUUAGAACAUCAGAGCAAUGACCAGCUUCCUCUUUCUAUAUGCACAUAGUAAUGUAGAACAGAAUUGUGGUGGGGAAAACUGCUUAUAUAUCAUUCUUAGGUUCAACAAGUUGUACACUAAAAGCUUAUGCUGACCGGACUUUUCUUUUUAAGCGGUAAUCUUCUUUUCACACACACAGUUUAACGGAAAACAUCACCUACCUGCAUUUUCUUUUAGCAAGCAUUCAAUGCCCUUAUUUUCUGUCCUUUCAUAAUCCUGCUGUUUUUGGCAAUUUGUCAGUGAUCACUUCACUGUCCUUUUACUUUCCCAAAUGAAAUUUAUUUUGAAACAUUUUCAGUACUGGAGUGAAAAAAAAUUAUUUUAAACUUUUCAUAUUCUAUGAGUAACAAUUAUUAAUGACAUGCCAUUUAUCAAUGGAUAGUAUUUUAGAAGUAUGUAACAAGGACAUGUUUAUGCACAGUAUAUUGGAGGAAGGAGAGAGUUUCAUCAAAUGACUUUAAUAUUCUUUAUUACUUCCUAGCCAAAAUAAUGCUUUUAUUCAUUAUUAUAAUUAGUACAUAAAUAUGUCAUAUUUCUAUACCUAUAUUCAAAAGACUUGCUAUGAUCUUCAUUUUAUAGGCUCGUCUUUGUAAGGCUGGUUAUUUUUGAAGCUUUCAGACUUGCACAUCACCACUUUGCAUAGUGGUGAGUUUAACUUUUACCUCUCCUAAAUGUAGCAUGCCAGUAAGCAGGGUCUCAAGAUACGUCAAGUAUAGUGAACACUAUAAAUAUACAGCACUCUUUUUUUUUUUU